Messenger RNA from Sciurus carolinensis (gray squirrel), 2832 nucleotides. RefSeq names its product polyamine modulated factor 1 (gene Pmf1). Gene Ontology annotation, molecular function: calcium ion binding; structural constituent of bone; hydroxyapatite binding. The transcript has 5 exons. Bases 11 to 625 code for a protein of 204 amino acids. NCBI's taxonomy places the organism in Eukaryota, Metazoa, Chordata, Mammalia, Rodentia, Sciuridae. Gene Ontology annotation, biological process: regulation of bone mineralization; regulation of cellular response to insulin stimulus; response to vitamin K. The record is from RefSeq and is a predicted model, not a curated record. Gene Ontology annotation, cellular component: extracellular region; MIS12/MIND type complex.
CGACUUCAACAUGGCGGAAGCUGGCAGCGCAGAUCCGUCAACGGCUGAGGAAAAAAGGCCUGUGGUGUCGUCUUCGGAAUCCGUGUCAACCGGCACUACUAUUUCGCGGGUGAAGCUCCUCGAUACCAUGGUGGACACUUUUCUCCAGAAACUGGUCGCUGCCGGGAGCUACCAGAGAUUCACUGACUGUUAUAAGCGCGUCUACCAGUUGCAGCCUGAGAUGACACAGAGAAUCUAUGACAGAUUUAUAACUCAAUUGGAGACGUCUAUCCGGGAGGAAAUUUCAGAAAUUAAAAAAGAAGGGAACCUAGAAGCUGUCUUGAAUUCCUUGGAUAAAAUUGUGGAAGAAGGCAAAAACUGCAAGGAGCCAGCCUGGCGCCCCAGCGGGAUCCCAGAGAAAGACCUGUGCAGCACCAUGGCUCCCUACUUCCUGCAGCAACGAGACACCCUGCAGCGUCAUGUUCAGAAACAGGAGGCCAAGAACAGGGAGCUGGCCAGUGCCAUCCUGGCGGGGCGCAGGCAGGUGGAGGAGCUGCAGCUGCAGGUCCAGGCCCGGCAGCAGGCCUGGCAGGCUCUGCACAGAGAACAGCGGGAACUGGUGGCCGUGCUGAGGGAAUCAGAGUGAGGCGGAGACUGUGGCUGAGAGCAGAGGGCAGUCAAGGUCGAGAGCUGUGGUUCGCACGCCGGGCCUGGGUGGGCUGCUUUUGAGGACAGCUGAAAUGGUGCCAAGCCCCAGGCAGUGAUGGAGGAUCAGGCCAGAGCAAGCCUCACUGUUGCAGUGCCUUUGAGACUCCCCUGGGGUCACACAUUCUACCUUCAGAUUCCUCCCAUCUACCUAGAGGACGGUGGCCAGGCAUGGAGUCAGGUGCCCGGCUCUUUGUCCUCUAGGUGUGGGCCAGCAACACCCCCAGGGCUCUCCAGCAGGUCGCUCUGCACGCCCCUCCCCCCGCCCCCCUCACUUAGGGAGUGUGUUUUCAAUUUCCACUGAUUGUCCCCUUGCUGACCAGCCUAAGGUCUCUUGCCAUGUUCUCCCCACAUCCGUAAAUAAACAUCCUCCACUGCACUGUAAUCUGUGAGGAUGCUUCCUUGCCUGGCGUCUCCUGGGCCAAGACCAAGCUUCAGUCAAGGGCUUGGUCAGUCCAGGCUGGAUGGGGGAUUGUAUGUGACCAUCAUACACCAAGGGUGCAGAGCCCCAUUUUCACAGAAAGUAGGAUAUCUGGGUCCCCCAAGGUCAGGAUGAGCUGUCAAGGGUAUGUCACUCUUCAUCCCACCCUACCCUUCUCUUUGACAUUUGGGUUAAAUGUCCAUGGGGGGGGGGCCCCCAGGAUAGCUGGGCACUUUGUCUUCUUCUUUCUCCACCACCUUGCUCUUCUCUAGCCAGGGCCACCAGGACCAGAGGAAGGGGGAUGGUUUUGGGUGGAGGGCAAAGCUUUUUUCCCUGGUAUGGGCCAUACCCUAACCCCUGGGACAGAGGCUUGAUUGGGCCUGUCUCAGAAGCAUUGGGGACAGAUUGGAAGAUGUCAAGGUGACUCCUGCUUCUACCCCUCCCCCCAUAAACAGCCCAAACUUCAUCUUCCCUCUGCCCUCUGCACUGUGGAGCUGCAGUAUUAAGAAUCCAGACACCUUCAUCCUGUCCAGCCCACCUCAUUGAGUGCUUUGUUUGUCAAGUUGGGCAGAUGGGCUUGAGCCUUGAUGGGUGUGUGAGUGAGGACACAGGUCAGACAGAGGGGAAGGUGCCAGGCCACCUUUCCUCUCCUCCCUAGACUGACUGGAGGCAGUGGCAACUCUCAUGUGUGGGAUGGGGUUUUUCAGGCUGGGACUUUCUGACCCCACAAGACAGGCUUUCCUGGAAGACUGAGGGAGGCAGGUCCCUGCCUGAGGCCGUGAACACUGGAGAUCUGCAUGGGUAGGAGGAGAAUCAGAGGGAAAGGAGCCCAGACGUGCAUUCCAUCUUACACUCCUCACCAGCCCUCCCUGCCAGGGACACAGGGAAGGGGGUCCCUAUCAUAGGACCACCUCCCUGUCCUGUCUUUCAUACCUGGCACUUAUAGCCACCUGGCCUGCCCAGAAAUGGAGAGGCUGUCCUCACACACCAGCCCUGUAUCUGUUGGCUUUGACUCUUGGGCCUGUGCUGCCUGACCCCUUCCGUUCCUGAAGCACAGGGCCCUAACAGUCGAGUUGCCCCACACCACGCCUGCCUUUGAUGUCUGCUGGGUGAAUAAGGGCAUUGCUGGCAUGCCCUCCCUAUGGUUUGGCUCCUGCCUCCAGGGCAGACAGUACAAAUCAUAGGCUGUGAGAGAGCUGGAGCUCUGGAACCUAUUUUAGACCCGAACCCGCCUUCCUCUCCUGGUUCCCCUUAGGUCCCAGCCAGGACUCAAGCUGAGGCUGCAGGUCUCAACGGAAUGGAGAGGGGCUUGGAGAUCUGGGACGGCCCCCAAGGAAAGGGGCCAGGGGUGAUGUCAAGAGCCUGGGAGUCUGAUUGUGACUGCCCUCCUUCAUCACUCCGAGGGCCCAGCCUAGGCAUUUGCAGCUCCAAGCCACAACAUCCUUUGGGGUUUGGCCUAUAGAGCCAGGGCAGAUGACCCCCAAUUAGCCCUGGCAGUUUCCCAUGUGCCCCGCCUGACCAUGUGGGCACAGCCCCUUCGUCUCUGGGGUGGGUAUAAAGAGUGCUGGAGUCUAGAAGAGGCAGACGGGUGCAGUUCCCAGCAGUAGCCCUUGACAGUGCCAACGGACACCAUGAGGGCCCUCACACUGCUUGCCCUGCUGGCCCUGGCUGCACUCUGCCUUGCUGGCCAGGCAGGUAAGUACCCCCACCUCGCCUCCCCUUUUCUU